Molecule: messenger RNA, 1148 nt
Organism: Nicotiana tabacum (common tobacco)
Lineage: Eukaryota; Viridiplantae; Streptophyta; Magnoliopsida; Solanales; Solanaceae
Biological process (GO): intracellular manganese ion homeostasis
Molecular function (GO): manganese ion transmembrane transporter activity
Source: RefSeq, a predicted model, not a curated record
UUUCAGCGCUAAAUAACAGCUAAACACGUGUCCAUACACAAUGCAAAACUUGACAGCUACAGUACGGGAAGAAGAAUUGAAUAGUUCAGAGAAAAUGGCGGAAACCAACAGGAACGGUGAAACACCAUUGUUGAGAUCAGAGGACGGAGAAUUGGAGAAAGGAAGGAAGAAUGGGAGGCCCAAAGAGCCAUGGAAAGGGGAAGUAGUGAAGAGCAUUGUAUAUGCAGGGCUUGAUGCCAUUGUCACUUCUUUCUCCCUCAUUUCUUCCAUCUCCGCUGGCCGUCUUUCCUCUGUUGAUGUUUUGGUGUUGGGUUUUGCUAAUCUAGUGGCUGAUGGAAUAUCUAUGGGGUUUGGGGACUAUGUAUCAAGCAGCACGGAGAAGGAUGUCGCUGCCAAAGAGAGGACAGUCACCGAGUGGGAUGUCAUUAACCAACACAGGCCUCAGAAGCAGGAAUUACUACGACAUUAUCAGGAACUUGGAAUGAACGAUACUGAUGCUAAUACAGUGGUGAACAUAUUUUCCAAGUAUCAGGACAUAAUGGUGGAUGAGAAGAUGGCAACUGAGAAAGGAUUAUUGCCACCAGAUGAAGCUGAAAAACCAUGGAAGAAUGGACUAAUCACAUUUGCUGCCUUCAUUGUGUUCGGUUGUGCUCCACUUCUGGCAUUCAUCGUGCUCAUCCCGUUCACAAACAAUGAUACGCACAAGUUCAUAGGUGCCAUUGUGUUUUCCGCAGUUGCCCUUGCACUGCUGGGGAUAGCUAAGGCCAAGAUUGCUGGUCAGAAUUAUGCUCUUUCUGCAGCCAUUACCCUUUUCAAUGGACUCAUUGCUGGUGCUGCUGCAUAUGGAAUUGGUUGGACUCUUAGGAAUGUUGCUGGCUUGGAAGAGUGAUCGCUCACUACUAUGUUGCAAAACUGGUUUUGCUGUUAAAAGCAAGCUAAGGGUUACAAAAAGUGAGAGCACUUGGUGAUUUCCUAGUUUUUAACCUUUCUUGUGACAACAAAAUCCUGCUCUUAAUGUUCUUGAAAUAUUACUGUCCUAACUUGAUGUAGUGAAUGACUUUUCUUGUCUAACUAAUGCACUUUUAAGUUUGAAAAGGAAAAGCACUAAAGAAUCAAAUGGCCUCUGCAGCAGUUAGAAUUCCCGCUUA